Messenger RNA from Rattus norvegicus (Norway rat), 1328 nucleotides. RefSeq names its product NSE3 component of SMC5/6 complex (gene Nsmce3). Bases 83 to 919 code for a protein of 278 amino acids. NCBI's taxonomy places the organism in Eukaryota, Metazoa, Chordata, Mammalia, Rodentia, Muridae. Gene Ontology annotation, cellular component: cytoplasm. The transcript has a single exon. The record is from RefSeq and is marked validated.
CCUAGAGCUUUUCAGGCGCGCUUGUAGAAGAUUCUGGCGGUUACUGCUCCUUAACCUGGCCUGCUCUCCGCCGACCGGUGACAUGCUGCAGAAACCGAGGGGCCGCGGCCGGCCCAGCACUCAGGGUGAUCGGGAGCGGGACUGGGGAGGCUCUGGCGAGGAAGCGCCGAGCACGUCCCGCGGCGCGGGCGGCACCUCUCAGGGCUCCCGCGCUUCCCUGUCGGCCCCCACCGUGGGGCCGCGCACACAGAAGCAGCUAGAGCUGAAGGUGGCCGAACUGGUGCAGUUCCUGCUGAUUAAGGACCAGAAGAAGAUCCCGAUCAAGCGCACCGACAUCCUGAAGCACGUGGUGGGAGACUACCGGGACGUGUACCCCAAUCUUCUGAAGCUGGCCGCCGAGCGCCUGCAGUACGUGUUCGGGUACAAGCUGGUGGAACUGGAGCCCAAGAGCCACACCUACAUCCUCAUCAACGCGCUGGAGCCGGUGGAGGAGGAUGCUGAGGUGAGAGGCGAUCAGGGUACACCCACCUCGGGCCUGCUUAUGAUAGUCCUCGGGCUUAUCUUCAUGAAAGGCAACACCAUCACCGAGACUGAAGUCUGGGACUUUCUCCGACGGCUCGGAGUGUAUCCCACUAAGAAGCAUUUAAUUUUUGGCGACCCAAAGAAACUCAUUACCGAAGACUUUGUGCGGCAGCGCUAUUUGGAGUACCGGAGGAUACCCCACACCGAUCCUGUGGACUAUGAACUACAGUGGGGCCCGCGAACCAACCUGGAAACCAGCAAGAUGAAAGUUCUUAAGUUCGUGGCCAAAGUCCAUAAUCAGGACCCCAAAGACUGGCCGGCACAAUACUGCGAGGCUUUGGCAGAUGAGGAGAGUAGGGCCAGACCUGCAGCUAGUGGUCUAGCCACAUCCUCUUGAACUAUUGAGUUGAAGUCUGAGGGACUCUAGAGAUCCAGUAUAAAAGAACAGGAGAAAGGGAGUUGGAGGAAGUUUAAUUCUGCUAGGCGGAAAUGCCUUGUAGCUUUAGGAUGGGUUGCUGGUUUUUUGUUUUUUUGUUUUUGUUUUUGUUUUGAUUUUUGUUACGGUUUGGAGCUUUAAAUUUUCAUUGCUAAAGACAUGGAAGAAAGUUUUCAUUUCAUUGUCUAUUGUUUAAAGUGUUUUCUAGCUUUCUAAACCUAACUGGGAAAUUGUAGUAUGAUGGCAAACAUAGUCAAGAAGGAACACUUAGGUAAAUUGCUUUGAUGUUCUAGACAAUAAAGAAACAGGGUAGCUAUUAUCUUAAUGACUAGUUCAUGGGAAAAAAUAAAAGUCUUUUUAAAAUUGAAAA